ACCUGCUCAGCGGCUUCGGGUAACGGACUUGCAAAACAAAAAAGAUGUGGUCGAAAAUUGCAUUCUUGGCCAUUGUGGCGCUAGCGACAGCGAAUCCCGUACACGAUGGAGGAGUGGCUGAGAAUUUAGUCAAUGUGGUUUCUGAGUGUAUUGAAACGGACACGUCUUUGUGUCUUAAGGAGAAGGCUCUCAAAUUCACCGAGAGGCUGGCAGUGACCAAGGACAUCAGCAUCUUUGAGGGCAUGACCCUCAUCAACAGCGGAACAGCUCGCUCUGCCCGCAGCUAUGAGCCGUUAGCCGAAGACCCGAAGACCAGGGAAUCUCAGCUCGAGGAGAGAAUCGCGAACAACGUUGGAGACUUCUUGGACAAUCACGUGCUGCAGUUGCGUCUGUCUGACUUGGCUGACAAUGAGUCCCGUGGUCUUGAUGAGGAAGCUCGCGGCAAGAAGAAGAAGAAGAUCAAGAAGAUCCUCCCCCUCCUCCUCCUCCUUAAACUGAAGCUCGCCGCUCUCAUCCCCCUGUUCCUCGGUAUCAUCGCCUUCGCCGCCGCCAAAGCUGUCUUCCUCGGCAAAAUCGCCUUCGCCAUGCAAGCCGUCGGCCUCAUCAGGAAACUCCUCAACAAGGGAGGCUCUUCCCAUUCCUCAGCCCCCAGCAUCUCAUACGGCGCGCCUCAGCAUCACGAUGAGCAUCCAGGAUACAACUACGAACCAGCCCAAGGCUGGGGCAGGAAGGCCCAAGAUGCCCAGUCGAUGGCGUACGCCGGCCAACUGAACUAAUUCGAUAGAUUUUGUGUGAAUGUGUGUGUGUGAGUUUAUUUAUUUUUGUUUGCCGUUGCCAUGUUAAAGUACCUCAAUUAAUUUAUUUAUUUAACAGAAUAAAGAAGUUUAAAAAUAUGA
Molecule: messenger RNA, 896 nt
Organism: Leguminivora glycinivorella
Lineage: Eukaryota; Metazoa; Arthropoda; Insecta; Lepidoptera; Tortricidae
Exons: 3
Coding region: 45-776 (243 amino acids)
Source: RefSeq, a predicted model, not a curated record